AUGUUACUGACCCAAUCCUUCAAGAAAGAUGGGGGGGAGAUAUCUAGCACUAAAUUCUUUGGAAGGUUUGUGUCGGAUAGACCUGUUUGGACUGCUUCUGUUAAUGGAAAGUUCUCCAUUAAGACUGCUUGGGAAUCUAUUCGCCAACAGGGUGCAGCUGUAAUAUGGCAUAGACUUGUGUGGUUUUCUUCGACCCAAACGAGGUUCGCUUUCAUAACCUGGUUGGUGUUUCAUCGUAGGCUAACUACCAAAUGUCGCCUUGCAUCGUGGGGUGCUGCUAUCGACACAACUUGUUCUCUAUGUUUGGAGGCUCCUGAAACCAUUGAUCACCUCCUAUUUCAAUGCUCCUUUUCCAAAAAGAUCUGGAAAGAGAUCGUUACUCUAAAUGGAUUUCAGAGAGGACCAUUGAGUUCGUGGCAGGAGGAAAUUGAUUGGAUGGUUGAUCACUUUGAGGGUGAAUCCCUCAUAAAUUGCAUUCGAAGGUUCAGCCUAGCAUCAAUGAUCUACAGAAUCUGGGGAGAGAGGAAUUACGGAGUUUUCAAGCAAAGGCAGCAAGAUUAUUCUGCUGUUCUUAGACAUGUUAUUCAUGAUACAAGAGGGCGAUUCUCGGACGUGGAAAAACCAGUUCUAGAUAAUGAUGUGAACAAAAGUUUCUUUCACCGCUGGCAACUCAAUGUCUCAUAUCAGCAUUCUAUAGCAACGCCUCAUGUUUGGUCUCUUCCGCCUUCCCAAUGGGUUGCUAUUAAUUGUGAUGGAUCUGUAUGUGCUGAUCAUGGUGGAUAUGGUGCUAUAGGCCGUGAUUCGGCUGGGAAGGUGCUCUUUGCUAUCGCGGGUGGUGCCCAGGAAACCAACAUUCUGGUGAUGGAAUUGAUGGCUAUUAGAGGGGGUCUUCAGAAGGCACGAGCCUUAAAUCCUCCCCAGGUUCAGGUUCGGUCAGACUCACAGUGUGCAGUGCAGAUGAUCACAGGCUUAUACCAAAAGCUGUGGUAUGGACUUGGUUUGAUUGAGGAUAUCCAUUGCCUUCAUGAUUGCUUUCAAAGCUGUGGUUUUUCACAUCAAGUUCGUGAAGUGAACAAAUGUGCUGAUUUCCUUGCAAGCUUUGUUCAGUCCUGCGAAGAGAUUCAUUUAAGUCCUGAUUGCCUCCCAGAGACGCUCUCUGCUUUGGUUAGAGAUGAUGUCAAUGGGAAGAAAUUUUUCAGAAUGUAG
Molecule: messenger RNA, 1206 nt
Organism: Telopea speciosissima
Lineage: Eukaryota; Viridiplantae; Streptophyta; Magnoliopsida; Proteales; Proteaceae
Exons: 1
Coding region: 1-1206 (401 amino acids)
Molecular function (GO): nucleic acid binding; RNA-DNA hybrid ribonuclease activity
Source: RefSeq, a predicted model, not a curated record